Messenger RNA from Aplosporella prunicola CBS 121167, 2649 nucleotides. RefSeq lists its product as uncharacterized. Lineage: Eukaryota; Fungi; Ascomycota; Dothideomycetes; Botryosphaeriales; Aplosporellaceae. The record is from RefSeq and is a predicted model, not a curated record. Bases 1 to 2649 code for a protein of 882 amino acids. Gene Ontology annotation, biological process: peptide catabolic process; proteolysis. Gene Ontology annotation, cellular component: cytoplasm. Gene Ontology annotation, molecular function: metalloaminopeptidase activity; zinc ion binding; peptide binding. The transcript has 2 exons.
AUGUGCAGACACGACGACGUAGCCGGCUCCAACCUGGACAUCACCAAGGGCCGCGAGGUCCUGCCCAAGAAUGUUAAGCCGCUGCACUACGACCUGACGCUUGAGCCUAACUUGGAGACGUUCGAGUAUGAGGGUAAGGUCGUCAUCGAACUCGACGUUGUUGAGGACACUACGUCUAUUUCCCUGAACACGCUCGACCUCAACAUCCACUCAACCACCGUUUCGUCCGGAAACAGCGACAUCACCUCGAAGCCCGACCUGUCCUACGAUGAAGACACUCAGACGACCAAGGUCUCCUUCAAGGAGACGAUCCCGGCUGGCAGCAAGGCCAAGUUGACGCAGACCUUCACCGGUACCCUGAACAACAACAUGGCUGGUUUCUACCGCUCGUCAUACAAUGACGCAAACGGCAAGACCAAGUACCUCGCAACGACUCAGAUGGAACCCACGGAUGCUAGGAGGGCGUUCCCCUGCUUCGACGAGCCGGCCCUGAAGUCCAAGUUCACCAUUACCCUGGUCGCAGACAAGAACUUGACGUGCUUGAGCAACAUGGAUGAGGCCUCGACGAAGGAGGUAGACUCUAAGAUGAGCGGUGGCAAGAAGAAGGCUGUUACUUUUAACGAAACCCCGUUGAUGUCCACCUACCUGUUGGCUUUCAUCGUGGGUGAGCUCAAGGUUAUCGAGUCGAACGACUUCCGUGUGCCCGUCAGAGUGUAUGCCACCCCCGACAGGGACAUCAACCACGGAAAGUUCUCCCUUGACCUUGCCGCCAAGACUCUGGACUUCUACGAGAAAAAGUUCAACAGUCCUUUCCCUCUGCCGAAGAUGGACAUGGUCGCCAUUCCUGACUUCAGUGCCGGCGCUAUGGAAAACUGGGGUCUUGUCACCUACCGCGUAGUUGACCUUCUGUUCGACGAGAAGACUAGCGGCGCCUCGACUAAGCAGAGAGUUGCUGAGGUCGUCCAGCACGAGCUGGCCCACCAGUGGUUCGGUAACCUGGUCACCAUGGACUUCUGGGAUGGCCUCUGGCUCAACGAGGGUUUCGCCACCUGGAUGUCGUGGUACUCUUGCAACGAGUUCUACCCCGAGUGGAAGGUCUGGCAGGGAUACGUCACCGACAACCUCCAGAGCGCUCUGUCUCUCGAUUCUCUGCGGUCCAGCCACCCGAUUGAAGUUCCGGUCAAGCGUGCCGACGAGAUCAACCAAAUCUUCGAUGCCAUCUCAUACUCCAAGGGUUCUUGCGUGCUGCGUAUGAUUUCCAAGUACCUCGGCGAGGAGACUUUCAUGGAGGGUAUUCGUCGCUACCUUAAGAAGCACGCUUACGGAAACACUCAAACGAGUGACUUGUGGGCUGCUCUGAGCGAUGCUAGCGGUAAGGACGUCGAGAAGGUCAUGGACAUCUGGACGAAGAACGUCGGUUUCCCAGUGGUCACCGUCACCGAGGAUGCCAAGUCCAACUCCAUCCACGUUAAGCAGAACAGAUUCCUGCGCACCGCUGAUGUCAAGCCUGAGGAGGACAAGACCCUCUACCCCGUCUUCUUGGGUCUCCGCACCAAGGAAGGCAUCAAUGAGGAUGUCACCUUGAACAGCCGUGAGGCGGACUUCAAGCUCAAGGAUGUCGAUUUCUACAAGGUCAACGCCGAUCACUCCGGUAUCUACCGCACUUCUUACAGCCCCGAGCGCCUGAAGAAGCUUGGUGAAGCUGCCAAGAACGGCCUGCUCUCUGUCGAGGACCGUGCUGGUAUGAUUGCUGACGCUGGUGCUCUGGCUGCUUCUGGUUACCAGAAGACUUCUGGCAUUCUUUCGCUGCUGGAAGGCUUCAAGUCGGAGUCUGAGUUCGUUGUCUGGGAUGAGAUCACUGCCCGCAUUGGUUCGCUCCGUGCUGCUUGGGUCUUCCAGGACGAGCAGAUCAAGGACGCCCUUAAGAAGUUCCAGCUCAAGCUUGUUGGUGAGAAGGCACACCAGUUGGGCUGGGAGUUCAAGGAUAGUGACGGGCACAUUGAGCAGCAGUUCAAGUCGCUGCUGUUCGGCUCUGCUGGUCUUGCGGGCGACGAGAAGGUCAAGAAGUCGGCCUUUGAGAUGUUCGAGAAGUUCAAGAAGGGCGAUCGCUCUGCCAUUCACCCUAACAUUCGUGCUAGCGUCUAUGCCAUCGUUCUUAGCAACGGUGGUGAGGAGGAGUACAACGCUAUUCUCAACGAAUACCGCACCGCCUCGACCAGCGACGAGCGCAACACUGCCCUGCGCGCCAUCGGCCGCGCUAAGAAGCCCGAGCUCAUCCAGCGGACGUUGUCCCUCCCGCUUAGCGACGAGGUUAAGGGCCAGGACAUCUACCUCCCUCUGGGCGGUCUCAGGACUCACAAGGAGGGUAUCGAGGCUCUCUGGCAGUGGAUGACGUCCAACUGGGACGAGCUGGAGAAGAAGCUGCCCCCUGGCCUUACUAUGCUGGGCUCCGUCGUCACCAUUUGCACGUCCAGCUUCACGAGCAAGGCGCAGAUGCAGCGCAUCGAGGAUUUCUUUGGCAAGCGCGCCACCAAGGGCUUCAACCAGUCUUUGGCGCAGAGCUUGGAUGCCAUCCGCGCCAAGUCUAACUGGAUCGAGAGAGACAGCGAGGAUGUCAAGUCUUUCCUGAAGGAGCACGGCUACUUCUAA